Aspergillus glaucus CBS 516.65 is the source of this 438-nucleotide messenger RNA. RefSeq lists its product as uncharacterized. The transcript has a single exon. Bases 1 to 438 code for a protein of 145 amino acids. The record is from RefSeq and is a predicted model, not a curated record. Lineage: Eukaryota; Fungi; Ascomycota; Eurotiomycetes; Eurotiales; Aspergillaceae.
AUGAAAUACGAUAAUUGUGAUCUACCCAAUGGGCAACAAGUUUCGGUCUCUCCGGUUUUCGAUGGAUAUAAAUUUAAGCUCAAGAACCCAGACCUUUAUACUUCUUUCCCACCUGAGUGGAAAAUCUCUCUUUGGACAAAGACCGAGGACCGCCAUGACGCUGAGCCCGGAGGUAACCCUGUAGAGAGCUAUCUACCAUUUACGGAGCCGUCGCUCGAAAAUGACAAACUAUACCUUUCGUCUAUGUCGAUACCCUCGAGUGAGGACCUGAAGCCUAACAGUGCUCUGACAAGGCAAGUGGCCAUGGUGAUGCGGGUUACUUUCUUGUGGUAUUUUCAGGAGCAAGAGCCAAACCCACAUGUCACAGUACUCGGUGGACCUGACAUCCCAGAAGAGGCAGGGUCACGACGGAUGGAUCGUACCAGAUAUACCACAUAG